AUGAGUGGACCGGCUUAUGAGAGGAAGAUACCCGGGAUUUCUGCAGAUCUUUCGGGCUCUAUGAGUUGCCACCCGUCGUCUAAAGACUCUCCCACACUGCCCGAGUCUUCAGCCACGGACAUGGGCUACUACAGCGACUACUACUCUGGGCAGCCCUACCAGACUCAGCCUAUGGGCGCCUACCCCCAGUUCAACAUGUCCGGCAUGGGUCCAGCGGGGCCUUACCCCAGCAAGGCAGAGUACCCCUACAGCCCGUCCUACAGGCAGUACGGACACUACGGCAGGGAGCUGCAGAGCCCUCCCCAGAAUACAGCAGUAAAAGAAGAAGUGGAGACUGAAGUCCGGAUGGUCAAUGGCAAACCAAAGAAGAUCCGCAAGCCCCGCACCAUCUACUCCAGUUUCCAACUGGCAGCACUGCAGCGGCGCUUCCAGAAAGCCCAGUACCUGGCCCUGCCUGAAAGAGCGGAGCUUGCAGCACAGCUUGGCCUCACACAGACACAGGUGAAAAUAUGGUUCCAGAACCGGCGGUCCAAGUUCAAGAAGCUGUACAAGAAUGGUGAGAUCCCGCUGGAACACAGCCCAAAUGCCAGCGACUCCAUGGCCUGCAAUUCACCACCCUCCCCGGCCGUAUGGGACAGUAAUGCGCACUCAGGACAGGUUGGCCGGGGCCAGGGCCCUCAGCCCCCUCUUAGCUCCACACCGCCCUCCUACCUGGAAGACUACAGCAGUCCCUGGUACCAGCAAGGAUCGCAUUUACAGCACCCAGGCACUGUGCAGAGCCUAGGGGCCGUCUACUGACCUGGACAAGGGACUGAAGAGCAAAAAAAAAAACAGACUGGACUUUCAUACAAGCAAGCAGACUGUUUGUAGUGGCUUCGUGCUAAGUAGGGCCUUAAAGGGAAAUAAGCUGAAAAGAGGCAUUUGAAGUCACAAUCGUCGAUCCCCUUGACUUUCGCUGGCCUCUUUGAGUUGAGUUCAACGGCGACAGACUUCAUUUGUCAGGCUGAGAAGAAAACGACGACUAUUGUACCACAGCAAUAUUUCAACUGCUCGACUAUUCAGAUUAAUAUGAGCACAUAGGCAUGUAGGUUAACCUGUUAUUUAAAGGACAUUAUGGCGUGGUGUUAAAUUAUUUUGAGUUAUUGCUCCCAUUUUAUUCAUAUUUGUUCUUCCUUGCUAGACGGAUUUUGGAGUAUUUGUUUGUUUACGAUGCAACAAAAGAUAGAAAUGAACCCAAAAAAAAAAAGGAAAAAAGGGUCACCUACGAUGUGGGUGGCUGUCGUGCGCUUCACAGACUCAGGACAUAAUAAGUUAUAUUGAUUUGUACAAUCUAUUGAAAGAUGUAGUUGUAUAUAUGUGUUCAAAUGCAACAACAGAACCACUAAAAACAUAUUGUUUUGGAGACAUAGAACACUGUGUGGUGGUGCCUGGAACUGUUUUUAUAUUUCUGUAAGUAGUGCUUCUGUUGUAAUGCUGUUAAAGUUGAAUAAAUGCAAAUUGAAUUCA
Molecule: messenger RNA, 1506 nt
Organism: Colossoma macropomum (tambaqui)
Lineage: Eukaryota; Metazoa; Chordata; Actinopteri; Characiformes; Serrasalmidae
Gene: dlx3b
Product: distal-less homeobox 3b
Exons: 3
Coding region: 1-798 (265 amino acids)
Biological process (GO): epithelial cell differentiation; embryo development; regulation of transcription by RNA polymerase II
Molecular function (GO): DNA-binding transcription factor activity, RNA polymerase II-specific; RNA polymerase II cis-regulatory region sequence-specific DNA binding
Source: RefSeq, a predicted model, not a curated record